Messenger RNA from Electrophorus electricus (electric eel), 880 nucleotides. RefSeq names its product transmembrane protein 230a (gene tmem230a). Gene Ontology annotation, cellular component: synaptic vesicle; endomembrane system. Gene Ontology annotation, biological process: synaptic vesicle transport. NCBI's taxonomy places the organism in Eukaryota, Metazoa, Chordata, Actinopteri, Gymnotiformes, Gymnotidae. The record is from RefSeq and is a predicted model, not a curated record.
GAAGUAAGUAGCUGUCUAGGCUGUUAGGGGAGCAUAUUUCCACCUCUGAUGUUCAGCAACCUGACGAGACUAUUACCACUUUCAAUCACAAUUAUGGUACCCUCGCGAGGUGGCACAGCCGGCGGUGGAAUCAACAGCGUUAAAUAUUCAAGAUUGGCAGAGAGCGAUGAAGGCUAUAUCGAUCUGCAGUUCAAGAGAACCCCACCCAAAGUACCAUACAAAGCCAUUGCCUUGGCAGUGUUCCUGUUCUUGGUUGGUUCUUUACUGAUUAUUGUUGGAUCUCUGCUUUUGGCCGGGUACAUUCAUGUUUCAUAUCCAGAUCGUACAAUUCCAGUUCUCAUCAUUGGAGUCCUUAUAUUUCUCCCUGGAUUCUAUCACUUGAGGAUUGCCUACUAUGCCUCCAAGGGUUACCGUGGUUACUCCUAUGAUGACAUUCCAGACUUUGAUGACUGAACCUAAUACAUGCCAAAUGGCCCAUCUAACCAUCCCAUAGCUCUGGAAGUAUGACUGUUGGUUUUGCUGUGUUAUUGCAGAAUGUGCAUGAUGUGCCUUCAUAUUUUCUCUGUGAUCACUGAUUUUCCUUCAAGCUGUGAUCUAGCAACCAGCUGUUCCUUUUCUAAGGUACAGUGAAGGCAGUAUACACUCAUCAAUGCUGCAUAGAUGUACUAUGUUUAUUAUAUCAAAGUCUCAAUUCACAUCUAUAUUAUGCAAACUAAUAUUUAUUUAGUCCUAUGCAUGAAAAGCCAAACAAUAAAUGGCCAAGGUCUUCUUUGUAUUUUGUGUACAUGCUCCAAUGAGAUUUUUAUGAGUUUUAUAUCAUGUAUAUAUAGUUGCAAUGAGAGGUAUUGUUUUGAGAGAUUAAACUGCUAUAAUGAACUUA